AGUAAAUCGUGCGAAUCCUCUCAGAUAGUUCUUGUUUUUAGAAGAGAUACCUUUAAUACUAUUAUUAUUCUGGCUCUUUCUUCGUUGGUUGUGUAAGUAACCGAUCAGUACUGCGCCAUAAUUCAUCUUUCCAGCUCUUUUUCUUUCACGAGCGUUUUUUGUUUUGAUUUGCCCUACACCAUAUAUUCAAGGAUUAUUUUCUAACUCAUUUUUUUUUCCUUUUCUUUCUUCUCUCCGCGAACACCAUCACGGAGUCAACGCGAGGUAUCUUGCAUCCCUUUUUUCCCUUCUUCAUUUUUUCUUGCUCUGUCGCUUGUAACACACGUUGAGUGGAACCACCGCAGCAACAACAAAAACUAACAUCUAUUUUGUUUAUUUCCUUCUAUAACCUUCGACGACACGCAGUCCUUUCUCUUCUCUUUUUCUUUCCUCUGUAUCCGGUCGGAACGCAGCUCCACUUCACCUUCGUUUUAUUCAGGUCCUACAAAUUAAACUUGAAAAGGAAAGCAGAAGCGAUGCCCGGCCACCGUGAGCCAACGCACUCGGACCUCGAUGACGACCUCGAGCUGCAAGAGCUGCGCCGGCCUAGCAGCGGUGUCGCCCAGGCCACCACCGACAACGGGCAUGCGGUGAAAGGCACCGACCUCGCCGACGAUCUCUACUCCAGCGGCAGCAACAGCGACCUCGACGCGGCACCGAAGAAGGCCGAUAAAGAUGAAAAGACGAGUAAAGCGGAAGACACCACGCGCUCGCCCCCGGCCGGCUCCGAGGACAAGGACUACCCUUCCCAGCGGCAGCGCAAUAUCUUUGUGCGCGUGGUGCAGACGAUCAUCCCGAACGGCGGUCUCCUGUCCGGUGUGUUCAACUUGGCGAGUGUGACGCUCGGUGCGGGCAUCAUGUCGAUCCCGUCGUCCCUCAACACGUCCGGUCUGAUCAUGGGCAUCGUCUACCUGGUCAUCAUCACCGCACUGACCGUCUUCUCCAUCACGCUGCUUACACAGGCGAUGUUGAAGACGGGCAUCUACAGCUUCGAGCACCUCGCCCGGGCCAUGUUCGGCCGCGGCGGCGACAUCAUCGUGGCGGUGCUCAUGUGGCUGCUGUGCUUCGGCGGUGCCGUCGGCUAUUUGAUUGCGGUGGGCGACAUCUUCACCCAGAUCUUUGGCCACCCCGGUGUGCCGCACUUCCUGCAGACGGACCAGGGCCGCCGCUGCAUCGUCAGCGCGGUGUGGCUGUGCUUCAUGCUGCCGCUGGUACUGCCCAAGAAGAUCAACUCGCUGCGCUACGCCUCGGCUGCCGGGGUGUGCUUCAUCGUGCUCUUCGUGAUAUGCAUUAUCUGGCACUCUGCCAAGUACGGCCUCGCGAACGGCAUUCGCGAUGACCUCGUCAUGGUGAGCCACGGCAACGACGGGGUGUCUGGUCUGUCCAUCUUCAUGUUUUCCUACCUCUGUCAGGUGAACGUGGGGCGCAUCCUGGCAGAGGCGACCACCAAAACCACGUGGUCGCUCACCAUGCAGGCGAUUCUGAGCUGCGCGAUGUGCGGCACCCUGUACUUCCUGGCCGGCUUCUUCGGCUACGUGGAGUUCGGACCGGGCCUGAGCGGCAACAUCAUCAAAGAGUACAACCCCUACACGAGCCCAAUCUUCUUCGUCGUCUUUAUCGGUCUCAUCGUGAAGCUGUGCGCCGCCUUCUCGCUCAACAUGCUCGCCUGCCGCACCGCUCUCUUCAGCGUCGUGCACUGGGACGUCGAGACGAUGCCGUACUGGAAACACACCAUCGUCAGCGUCACCUUUGCCGUCGGUGCGCUCAUCCUCGGUCUUUUCGUGCCGGACAUCAACAUCGUCUUCGGCCUCGUCGGCUCCUUCUGCGGUGGCUUCAUCGCGUUUAUCUUCCCGGCCCUGUUCGUCAUGUACGCCGGCAACUGGAGCUUCACCACUGUGGGCGUGUGGUACUACCUUGCCACCUACUUCUUGCUGAUCUGCGGCGUCAUCGCCGUCGUCUUCGGCACGGGCAGCAGCAUCUACAGUGCCGUCAUGAAGUACAGCUAA
Molecule: messenger RNA, 2045 nt
Organism: Leptomonas pyrrhocoris
Lineage: Eukaryota; Euglenozoa; Kinetoplastea; Trypanosomatida; Trypanosomatidae
Product: putative amino acid transporter aATP11
Exons: 1
Coding region: 516-2045 (509 amino acids)
Biological process (GO): amino acid transmembrane transport
Molecular function (GO): amino acid transmembrane transporter activity
Source: RefSeq, a predicted model, not a curated record